This is a messenger RNA of Auxenochlorella protothecoides, 624 nucleotides long. Its product is annotated as putative serine/threonine-protein kinase. The coding region runs from base 1 to 624 and encodes 207 amino acids. NCBI's taxonomy places the organism in Eukaryota, Viridiplantae, Chlorophyta, Trebouxiophyceae, Chlorellales, Chlorellaceae. Gene Ontology annotation, biological process: protein phosphorylation. Gene Ontology annotation, molecular function: protein kinase activity; ATP binding. The record is from RefSeq and is a predicted model, not a curated record. The transcript is spliced from 4 exons.
AUGCAGCCCAGCGACUUUACAUUUGACCUCGACAACGUUACCAACGAAAGGCUGAUGCUUGGUGCUGGCCGAUUCGGAGAGGUGUUUGCUGGCCACCUCAUGAACGGCGAGCCUGUGGCCAUCAAGUGUGUGCAAGUUCCCUUUGCAGGCGCCCCGCUGCAGCUGGCAUCCGAGGAGAGUCUGGCAGAGGAGGCACGCAUCCUCAAGCACUGCCGGUCGGCGUAUGUGGUGUCCUUUGUGGGCAUGGCUGUCGACUCCGGUGCUGGGGAGCUGUACCUCCUCACACAACGCAUGGCUGGCGGCAACCUCUUUAGCAUCAUCCGAAGGCAACGCAUCACCUGGAACGACGGUGGCUGGGAGAUUGCACUCAACAUCGCGCAAGGCCUCGUAUACCUGGCAUCCAAACGCAUCGUGCACAAUGACCUGAAGAGCUCCAACGUGCUGCUGGACGGCGAGGGGCGGGCCAAGAUCAGUGACGUGGGCCUGGCCAAAAUGUUAACCCCCGAGGAGUGCCCCGAGGAGAUUGCUGACCUGCUGGACCACUGCUGGGAGCGCCACCCGGAGGAAAGACCCACUGCGGCGCAGGUGGUCUCCAUUAUAUCCUCCAUCCAUGGUGGGCACUGA